Molecule: messenger RNA, 4832 nt
Organism: Trichomycterus rosablanca
Lineage: Eukaryota; Metazoa; Chordata; Actinopteri; Siluriformes; Trichomycteridae
Gene: fbxl5
Product: F-box and leucine-rich repeat protein 5
Exons: 11
Coding region: 1-2067 (688 amino acids)
Biological process (GO): SCF-dependent proteasomal ubiquitin-dependent protein catabolic process; intracellular iron ion homeostasis
Cellular component (GO): SCF ubiquitin ligase complex
Molecular function (GO): protein binding
Source: RefSeq, a predicted model, not a curated record
AUGGCACCGUUUCCAGACGAGGUGGACGUGUUCACCGGGCCUCACUGGCGCAUGAAACAGCUGGUCGGCCUUUACUGCGACAAGUUGUCGAAGACAAACUUCUCCAACAACAAUGACUUCCGUGCAUUUCUUCAGACACUCUGUGCCACCUUUAAGGAGUUCAAGAUCCAUGAGCAGAUUGAAAACGAGUACAUAAUCGAUCUGUUGCAGCAGCGCAGCCGUACCACCUACAACGUGCACUCCGACAACAAGCUCUCGGAGAUGCUGUCCCUGUUUGAAAAAGGGCUCAGAAAUGUCAAGAAUGAGUGUGAGCAGCUGAACUAUGCACGCCAGCUGAAAGAACGACUUGAGGCCUUCACCCAGGACUUCCUCCCUCACAUGAAGGAGGAAGAGGAGGUGUUUCAGCCCAUGCUGAUGGAGUACUUCACCUAUGAGGAGCUGAAAGCCAUCAAGAGGCAGGUGAUAGCGCAGCACUGCAGCCAGCAGCAUUUUGGCACGGCUGCCGAAGUGCUGAAGGGUUUAAACCUGUGGAGUCAGGCAGAGGAGCUGCACAAGGUCUUCAAAUACUCUGACCACGAGAAGACUGAGGACGAGUUUGAAUACCAUGCAAGUACGCACAUCUCUGCGCUGCCGGAGGAGAUCUUGGUACGGCUGUUCCGCUACUUGGGACCAAAGGACUUGUGUCGCUGUAGUCAGGUGUGCCGUACCUGGGCAGAGGUGGUUAAGACCGGCUCACUCUGGAGACACCUGUACCCGGUCCGUUGGGCCAGAGGUGAUUAUUACCGUGGUCCCCCAGGGGAGCCAGAUCAGGAUUCAGAUGAGGAAUGGGUUCGCAGUCUGCUGAAAGAAGGGCGUGCAUAUCAGGAGUGGGAUGAAGAUGCAGAUGUUGAUGAAUCAGAGGAAGCCUGUGAGGAUUCGUCGGCUAUCAGUACUGUGCACAGAGAGAAAAACUUGCUUAAUGGAAUGAUCCAGAAUCUUCUCCCAGCUGUGGGACCAUCAAUUCGCACCCUCAGCCUGGCCUACAGUGCUGCUGUCUCCAGCAAAAUGGUUCGUCAGAUCCUUAGCCUGUGCCCAAAUCUUACCUACUUGGACCUCACACAGACAGAUAUUACAGAUUCGGCCUUUGACAGCUGGGGGGAACUAGGAGCAUGUCGCUUACUCGAGCAUUUGGACUUAUCAGGAUGUGAAAAGAUCACCGACUACACCUUGAAGAGAUUGGCUUUGGGUUUAGGUGAUCUGACCAAACCCACGUGUUCCAAGAACAACCAGGACCGCCAAACCAAAAUUCUGAAGUCCUCGCCUUCAACUCUUAAACUUCUGGACAAACACUCCGGUUACCCGCUGGGACGCCCCCGCUCAGCUCUCGUCUUCAAGUGGAGACCUGGUGGACAGAGCGUGGGCUGCAGCUCUGUGUGGGUGCUGGAUCCAACCGAGCUGGCCGACAUCGAGGACGCUGCCGACUGGAGCAGACGAGGGAGUGUGGCUGCACAGGACGGGGGCCGGAAUGAUAUUUUAGAUCUGCAGACAGAAGGCAGGUCUUGCUGCUGCAGGAGAAGCAUAAGUCGGGGCUACAGGACUGACAUUGGCUCUGCGUACUUGCAGCAGCUGUAUGGUACUUUUGGGGAAAUGCAGUGUGGUCACUCCAAAUGCUGUGGCUUAGACACUGUGCUUAGGACAGUAAAAGGAGUACAGUACGAGUCACAGGCCAUGGGGGGCAGCACUAAUGUUUGGACUAAAUGCCCUGCAGGGGGCGACUCUAAGACUGAUCAGUCAGGAGCCUGUCGAGCUCUCAGGUUCCUCAGCCUGUCAGGAUGCUAUCAGAUCACAGACUUCGGCCUGAGGUGUUUGACUCAGAGAGGAGGGCUCCCCCUGCUGGAACACCUGAACCUCUCAGGCUGUUUGUUCAUCACUGAGGUGGGACUGCAGGAGCUGGUCACUGUUUGCCCCUCACUCAACGACGAACACUUCUACUACUGCGAUAACAUCAAUGGUCCUCAUGCUGACAGGGCGAGUGGAUGUCAGAAUCUGCAGUGUGGAUUCAGGGCUUGCUGUCGCUCCGGAGAGUGAUCACCUACCCCAUAUAUCUCUCUGUUUGUUUAUUUCUGUAUAGCUCUACUUCUCUCUGCUUUUCUCCCCCUGUUAAACCUUAGAGACCGACAAAUGCAAAGUUUUUGGUUUAAUGACUCAGCUGUUGUGGAGAUGUAAUCUUUAUUACUAGUUAAAGAUCCUUUUCAAUCCGGUAUAUCUUUCAGUCCUAAAAAAACUGUGUAUGAUCUUAUUACUUCUCCUAAAUUUAAUUUAAAGGAGUUGUUUUAAUUUUUUACAGGACAUUUUUUUUUUAUUAAAACCCCUUUUCUCCCACUCUAGUCUUAUCCAAUUACCUUUCCUCCACCACUGCAGACCCCUACCCUGGCCGAGGAGGGAUGUACCUAGCACACACACCCUUCGACACACGUGUGUAGUGCCAACCGCUUCUUUUCGCUCGCCCGUAGCGGAUUAAGAUAGGCAAUGAGGAAUCACUUCCUCUCUCCUACCCGGCAGACAUUAGCCAGUCAUGUCUGCAUGCAGACACAGAGAAAGAGGACUGAUCAGUGGAUACAUUCUACUGACCUUAUGUACUUUAUUUUGACUUCUGAUACAAACUGGGAAUUAAGGAAUUCAACACGUGUAAAUACAACCCACUAAAUUCUUAUUUAGAAUUUAGUUUUAGUUUUUGAGUGGAAAGGUAACGCAACAUUCAGGAAACAUUUGAAAAAAAAGGAUGCGUUGAUUUAUUUACUAAUAUUAAUAAGGUUUAUGACGCUUGAGUGGCACAGUGGUAAAUUUUGCGAGCCCACUAUCUACUGCUAUCGAGCCCACUACCUACUUUUAUCGGCUGGUCGGGCAUCUACAUGCAGACAUGGUUGCCUAUGUCUAGGUCAGGUGGCCGAGGCCUUGCAAUGUAUUGCCAUUAUGUCCAGAGUGUGUUACUGCAUCUCGCCCAGUAGUUCCGGAGAAACUGGACCCACCAUUGAAAAUAAAUGUUCAAAGGUUUACCCAUUAUUUUCCAUUUUGCAAAAUUUCUCAUCAUGUUUAAACACACCUUUACAUUAUUAGAGUUGCAUAAUUAAGCCAGGUUUAUAAUGACUGUGCCUGUGUCCACACCAGUCUAGAGUAUCCGAAGGCUGCGAGUGUUGACAAAAGUCUGACAGCAAAACUAUUCCUGAAAUGGACCGUGUAGGGUUUGUGAGGCUUUCAGAUAGUUAAAGUUACAGAUCUACGGUGUGAAUAAUUAAAAAUAGGUUUGGUCUCUAAGGUUUUAUCCUGUGCUCAUGUUCUAUUCCUCCUCUCACUUUCUCUGAAUCCUCAUCUUUAAGCCUCUCCUGGUGUUCUGUGCUGUUGCGCCUCCUCUGUUUGCACUUUACGUAUAGGAGCGCUCUGUGCUGUCUCUUGUGGGUGGGGGUUCCCCUUAUAUUUAAAUCCCCUCCUCUGCCAGCCUGGGCUGAAUGACUGGGUGGGUUAAAGUGUAAGAUGUACAUUUGUAGAUGAUUGUCUCAUUGAUGUUCGUUGUUGCUUUGAGUUUCUUUUACAUUUAGGACACUAUUUGUUCUAGCGUGUGCUUUAAAGGAAAAAUUCAUGUUCAGAGUGAAAACUUUUUUUUUUAAUAGUAGUCUUAUCCCACAUUACUCGACAUGAUUCAGUAAGCCUAUAGUGCAACGCUGCUAGUAAACAUACAUACAACAGCUCUCUAGCCGGUCUUUACUGUACAGAUAAAGCUUCUGUAAAUACGUGUUUGACUUUCUUUCCUUAUUUAGUAGUUCAGACUUAGCGUAAGCAAGCUACAGCAGGGCAGUUUCCUCAAUACAUGAUUGAUGUAUAGAAGAAAUAAAACAUAUUUUGGCGACGGAAUGAGAUUUCCCCCCGUACCAUGGAUGUAAUCAUUCAGCGUAGAUGUGAUUGGUGUCUGAAGUUGCUAUUUAAGGUUUGCACUGAAGCAACAAAGCUUAUGUGGCAAUAGUUUAGCAUUGUACAAACUUUAUACCUUGAUUUCUCAUAACAGUUUAGCUUAAAUGGAUAACAAAAUGAUGAAAUGUGUGCACUACCCAUCAAGUCAUUCAUUUUCGGAGCACAAUGGAGUAUGCAAUUUAGCAUGCUGACUAGCUAAAGGUUACAUGUGCAGUUUCUUUAUCUGAGUUUCAAGUUGCAUAGCUUAAUGCUUAGUGAUUUAUUUAAUAGUACGUAAACACUUUGUAAUCACUGUGAUCAAGGCUGAAACACAGUCUUUAGUAUCAGGAACUACAUUUACAUUGUUUUAUUGUCAUCAGCAUAUAAUAGCACUCAGACGUGACAGAAAACUACCACAAUAAAUGUGAUUUCAUGAAGCCCAGUGUUAAAAGGCUUGGUUGAUUGACUGAAGCUGACUGGGGUCCCAGUCAGAUUCUGCAUUCAGCAGAUGGGAAACUGGAGAAGCAGGUUACUAAGGAGCCAACAAGAUAGUUACUGAUUACAUUGGUCACAAUUUUAUAACACCAGAGUGUCAAAUGGCAUCGGCUGGCACAGUGGUGAUAUUGGCUGACAUGAUUGGCUGGCUAUGUCUAAGGGUGGGGGGAGCGGAUGUGGUCAAUGAUGAAAUAAAAACACAUUCUCACUGAUUUCUGCAAGUGUGUAAUGUGGUUUACUUGUAGCUUGUAUUUCAGGCUCAGAUCUUUGAACAUCAAAUAUGUCUUGGUGAAGUAAAACUGAGGUAAAGAGGAAAAGUCAUGUACACUUCUGGCUGAACUGAUUUAAGCAUAAUUAAUGGUUCAACUGCACUGCAUGUUUGCAACAUAAAAAUAAAGUUGUAUCAUUGUAAA